Messenger RNA from Gasterosteus aculeatus aculeatus (three-spined stickleback), 6720 nucleotides. RefSeq names its product ral GTPase-activating protein subunit beta. Lineage: Eukaryota; Metazoa; Chordata; Actinopteri; Perciformes; Gasterosteidae. The record is from RefSeq and is a predicted model, not a curated record. Gene Ontology annotation, biological process: activation of GTPase activity; regulation of small GTPase mediated signal transduction. Gene Ontology annotation, molecular function: GTPase activator activity.
GUAGCUAGCUAAAUGACAGCUAGCUUAGCUAACGUUGAUGCCAACGAACGGGUUAGCGAGUAUUAGCCAAACUAGCUAGCAACGUCUGUGCAAAUAUCGUUAGCUAACAGCGUACUGUCAGAUCUCCAAAUGAUACGUUAGUGUAUAGAACAGCAGGGUUUAUCCCAACUGCAGCCUCUGGUUUAAUCAAGAGAGGCACACAGAAGCCAGCCAGCAGGUGGAGGCAGGAGGCGUGAGUAGAGGGCAGCAGACAUCCGCAGCAUGUAUUCCGAGUGGCGCUCGCUGCAGUUGGUGGUGCAGAGUGACCAGGGCCACCUCAGCGUUCUGAACACCUAUCCCACCAGCGUGGGCACGGAGGUGGCCAAUGCUGUGGUCAAGCCGUUGGGCACAGCGGUGAGCCCCGUCGCCACGGAGAACAUCCUCAAGACGGACAAGGAGGUAAAAUGGACCAUGGAGGUGCUGUGCUACGGCCUCACCCUCCCCCUGGAGGGGGACACCGUCAAGCUGUGUGUGGACGUGUACACAGACUGGAUGAUGGCCCUGGUGUCGCCCAGGGAUUCCAUGCCUCAGCCUGUGGUCAAGGAGCCUAAUAUGUACGUCCAGACCAUCCUCAAACAUCUCUACAACGUCUUUGUACCGAGGCCUGAACAACACAGUCUGAACCACAUCAGGCUUUGCCAGCAGGUUCUCUCGGCAGUCCAGAAACUGGCACGAGAGUCCGUUUCCAUGGUGAGGGAAACGUGGGAGGUGCUGUUGCUCUUCCUGCUUCGCAUCAACGACACAUUACUGGCCCCUCCCACUGUCGGAGUCGGGGUGGCUGAGAAACUAGCAGAGAAGUUGGUGGCCGUGCUGUUUGAGGUUUGGCUGCUGGCGUGCGCCCGCUGCUUUCCCACGCCACCUUAUUGGAAGACGUCGAGGGAGAUGCUGGCCAACUGGAGACACCACCCUCCUGUCGUGGAGCAGUGGAGCAGAGUGGCCUGCGCGCUGACCUCCAGGCUGCUGCGCUGCACCCACGGACCAUCCUUCCCACCUUUCAAAGUCCCCGACGAGGACGCCAGCCUGAUCCCUCUCGAUAUGGAUCACGACUGCGUGGCACAGACGUGGUACCGCUUUCUCCACAUGCUCAGCAACCCGGUGGACCUGAGCAACCCGGCCAUAGUGAGCACCACUCCAAAAUUCCAGGAACAGUUCCUCAACUCCAGCGGCUUGCCUCAUGAAGUGGUGCUGCAUCCGUGUUUGAAACAGCUGCCCCAGAUUUUCUUCAGGGCCAUGAGGGGCAUCAGCUGCUUAGUGGACGCCUUCUUAGGUGUCUCUGUUGAAAAGAGAGACGUACGGGAGAGGGUGUUCUCUUUUUGUCCAGUGCUGCUCUCUCAUGGUAUAUCACGCCCCAGAGCGGACAGUGCUCCGCCCACCCCGGUCAACAGAAUGAGCAUGUCUCCGCCCCCCUCCAUCGCCAACACCACGCCCCCUCACAGCCGCAAGCAGCGACACACGGUGGUCAACAAAACCACGAGCAAGAGCUCAACCGGCAGCGGUAGUCAACCAACCAAAGCAUCCCAGCAGCAGCAGCAGCAGCAGCAGCAGCAGCAGACGUCCUCCUCCCCGACUCUGCUGUCCAGUCCCAACCAGAGCAGCUGGGAGACUCGGCCCCUGCCGGCCCCAGCGCGGCCGAAGGUCAACAGCAUCCUCAAUCUUUUCGGCCAGUGGCUUUUCGACGCCGCGCUGGUCCACUGUAAGCUCCACAGCGGCCUCAGCCGAGACCCCAGCAUGACCGCCUCUUUUAUCCAAAUUCUCCUUUCUUACAAAUCUUCGGUAGCCACCCAAGUAGGCAUGGACCUGAGGAGGAAGGGUUCCCAAAUGUCCACCGAAUCCAUGGUGUCCAACCCCAUGUUCGACGCCAACGAGUUCCCAGAGAGCUACGAGGCGGGACGAGCCGAGGCCUGCGGGACUCUCUGCCGCAUCUUCUGUAGCAAGAAAACUGGAGAGGAAAUCCUGCCUGUUUACCUGUCCAGGUUCUACAUGAUCCUGAUUCAGGGUCUGCAGAUCUCUGAUUUCAUCUGUAGACCAGUUCUGGCUUCGAUCAUUCUCAACUCUUCCUCUCUCUUCUGCACUGACCUGAAGGGCAUCAAUGUGGUCGUCCCCUACUUCAUAGCUGCGCUGGAGACCAUAGUGCCGGACAGGGAGCUGUCCAAAUUCAAGAUGUAUGUAAAUCCCACCGACCUGAGGCGAGCCUCCAUCAACAUCCUGCUCGCCAUCCUGCCAUUGCCGCACCAUUUUGGCAACAUCAAAUCGGAGGUUCUGUUGGAAGGAAAGUUCAAUGAGGAGGAUGGAUGGCCUCAUGACCAGCCUGUGUCCUUCCUGUCCCUGAGACUACGUCUCGUCAACGUCCUCAUCGGUGCCCUUCAGACAGAGACGGACCCCACCAACACGCAGCUCAUUCUGGGUGCGAUGCUAAAUAUCGUUCAAGACUCCGCGCUGCUGGAGUCCAUAGGUGCUCAGACUGAAACGGGGAGCAUAGACGGGAGCCACGCCACCGCCAGGAGUCAGAGUCACAGCCGGACCAACAGCGGCAUUAGUUUCACCAGCGGGGGCAGCACGGAGGCCACCAGCCCGGACUCCGAGCGCCCCGCCCAGGCCCUGCUUCGAGACUACGCUCUUCCAGAUACGGCGGCCGGCCUGCUGGUGCGCAGUAUCCACCUUGUCACUCAGAGACUCAACUCCCAGUGGCGGCAAGACAUGAGCAUUUCACUGGCUGCCCUGGAGCUGCUGGCUGGGCUUGCCAAGGUGAAGGUGGGAGUGGACUCUGCCGACCGCAAACGUGCCGUCAGCUCCAUAUGUGGCUACAUCGUGUACCAGUGCAGUCGCCCCGCUCCCCUCCAGUCCCGAGACCUCCACUCCAUGAUCGUCGCCGCCUUCCAGUUUCUGUGCGUGUGGCUCACAGAGCACCCCGACAUGCUGGAUGAAAAGGAUUGUUUGGUGGAGGUCCUGGAGAUCGUGGAGCUGGGGAUCUCCGGCAGCAAGUCCCGACAGGAACUGGAGGUGCGUCAUAAAGGGGAGAAGGAGCACAACCCAGCUUCCAUGAGGGUGAAGGACGCCGCGGAGGCAGCUUUGUCCUGUAUCAUGCAGGUGCUGGGGGCCUUCCCUUCCCCGAGCGGAACCUCCUCCACCUGCAGCCUGCUGAAUGAAGACACCCUGAUUCGCUACGCCCGACUCGGCGCCACAGGAGCCAGCAACUUCCGCUACUUCGUCCUGGACAACUCGGUGAUCCUCGCCAUGCUGGAGCAGCCCCUCGGCAACGAGCAGAACCCCAGUCCAUCAGUGACGGUUCUGAUCCGAGGGACGGCUGGCAGACAUGCCUGGACCAUGCAGCUCUUCCACCAACCCAGAGGAGCUCGGGCCAAUCAGAGGCAGGUGUUUGUUCCCGAGGGCCGUCCGACACCCAACAACGGCGUGGGCAUCAAGUACAACGUCAAGCAGAGGCCCUUCCCCGAAGAGGUCGAUAAGAUCCCGCUUGUCAAAGCAGAUGUCAGUAUUCCUGACUUGGACGACAUUGUCAGCAAAGAGGUGGGUUGUUUGGGCUGGCAGGAUGAUUCCAGAGCUACAAGUGCACUGAUAAGUAAUAUUCCACAUCUGGAACUUCAGCAUGACAGGCUUCGAAUUCUGAUGACCAAGCAGAUCGAGUAUGAGAACGCCUUGGAGCGGCACAGCGAGGAAAUCUGGAAGUGCAAGCCUUACCCCGACCCACGGACGGACUGCAAACCUCCUUCACCGUCGCGGGAGUUCCAGACGGCGCGCCUCUUCCUCUCCCACUUCGGCUUUCUGUCUCUGGAGGCGCUCAAGGAGCCCAACAACAGUCGUCUACCUCCUCAUCUGAUUGCCCUGGAGUCAUCGCUUCCAGGGUUUUUUGAUGACGUCAGUUACCUGGACUUGCUUCCCUGCCGUCCAUUCGACACAGUCUUUAUUUUCUACGUGAGGGCCGGACAGAAAAGCAGCCCAGAGAUCCUGAAGAAUGUGGAGUCAUCGUCCAGUGUCCAGCCCCACUUUUUGGAGUUCGUCUUGUCCUUGGGCUGGCCUGUGGACGUGGGACGCCACCCAGGAUGGACAGGACACCUGGACACCAGCUGGUCCCUCAACUCCUACUCUGACAGCAACGAAAUAAACCAAACUGAAGACCCAGCCACUCCUGAGGACACCGGAGGUUCCAUGUUCAACGGGGAGAAGAAGGUUUUGUACUACGCCGAUGCUCUGACUGAGAUCGCCUUCGUCGUUCCAUCUUUAACAGAGAACUCGGAGGAGUCCUCGGUGCACAGCGACUCCACGGUGGAGGCAGACACCAACGCAGACGCCGUGCCGGCUCCACACAAACAACCCAAUCUCACCCUGGAGCUGUUCCCCAACCACUCUGAAAACCUGGAGUCGGCCAAAAAGCUGAGUCCGUUGGUGAAGACCAAGAGGUCAUCGACUGGGAAAUCUUUCCCACCGCUGGGUCCUGAGACGAAGGUGUUUGUGGUGUGGGUGGAGCGCUUUGAUGACAUUGAGAACUUCCCCUUGUCUGAUCUCUUGGCGGAAACCAGCACGGGCUUAGAAGCCAGCAUGACCAACAGCACUUCCUGCAGGUCGGGCUUACUAGAGAAGGACGUUCCUCUGAUCUUCAUCCAGCCCCUGAAGACGGGGCUCUUCAGGAUCCGGCUGCAUGGAGCCAUGGGUAAAUUUGGGAUGGUGAUUCCCCUGGUGGACGGCAUGGUGGUCAGCCGCAGAGCGCUAGGGUUUCUCGUGCGCCAAACGGUCAUCAACGUGUGCCGGCGGAAGCGCCUGGAAAGUGACUUGUACAACCCGCCUCACGUGCGGCGGAAGCAGAAAAUAACGGAGAUGGUCCAGCGUUACCGCAACAAGCAGCUGGAGCCCGAGUUUUACACCUCGCUCUUCCACGAGGUGGGGGAGGGAAAGCCUCACCUCUAACCCUUCCUCCCCCGCCCUGUCCUAACACUGGCUAACACAAGCACACACACACACACACACACACACUUCACUGUUUUACACUCAUACACCAUUUACAACUGUGCGUGUUUACAUAUACACACCCCCACCCUAUACACACACACACAGAAUCUUUAUAUUUAUACUGUACUGUUUUGUUAUUUAAAUGAAUACAUAUAUCAACACUGUCUGCCUUUUGACUGAGAGCAAAGUGUCAAACACCCGGCGGCGCUAGAAUGAGCUGCAUCGCUGCGUCGCGGCGGCGGCGGUCUCUUCGUUUAAGGUUCACGCUUUGAGGCAAAAGACUUCCUGCUCGUCAUUAACUGCAAUACGAUAGCUACACUGUUGGCCUUUCUGGAAUUGUAAAGAGCGCGUCCUUUUUUUAAACCCGCGAUGCGUCGAUUUCAUGACGGUUUGGUAGUACAGAGGUCCCGGAUCCACUUCUGGAUGUCUGUUUUUCUUUUAAUCUAACAUAUUUCAGGGGUUUGGAUUUUUGCCAAGGAGAAAAACACCCAAGUGUUGUCGAAAACAAAGAAAAGAGGAAAGGUUUGGUAAAAAUGUAUCACAAAAAUAUACAUACAUGUGUUAAUCCCUGAUCUAAGAAGAGAAACUCUCCUCCACCGUUAAAGUCUUCCUCCUUGUGCUAAACACACAUUCAGUCGUCACAGCGGCAGACGGGGCACGCAGGCCUUUUUCCCUUUCGGUUUGGGUUUUCCAGACGUUCUAUUGGACUCCUACAUUGUAUUAUUGUAUGCGGGAGGUUGGGGGCAUUUUUGACACCUGCGCUCGUCCCCCAGUGCUGGCGGAAAGUCAUCCCAGCGCCCGUGUGUGUACGCGUGUGAGGAGUCAUAGUGACCCCUGAAAAAAGACAAAAGAAAACUCACAGCAUUAAGAGAUCGGGGGACGUUCUGCUGACGGGAUCUUUAGAAAAGGUUCACUCGUAACGCUUGGUAACAUCCGAGUUUCCUGAUCACAGAGCACUCGACGUUUGCAGGGCUGAUAUCAAAUGACCACGAGAGACAUUUAAGGUCUGAAACUGAAUAAUGAACUCGUCAGAAAUAAUCGUUUGCCACACUACACACGUUUAAACUUAUUUUUUUCAUAAUUUCCCUCACUUUUGUUUACUCACUGUACUUCUGGUUUUGAUUGGAGCCUGUAACAAUGUGAAUUUAUUUAUCACAGCGACUAACGGGGCAAACAUCUCUUGGGUUUCUUUGGAGGAGUCUUAAUGCACUGAGCACGUUUAUUUUCUACUCCUGUUUACCCUACAUGUCUUUUCUUUUAAAACUGGGGCAUUUUUGAAAGCAACCCCCCACCCCCGCUGAAGGAAGACUUUUACCUAGCGAAGUAUGAAUGAAGGAAAAGGCGCAGUUGAGUUUUUUUUUUUUUUAACCUAUCAUGUUUAAUAGUGCAACUUACUUUUUAUGACAGUGCUUUCUGCACGUGCCUUUUCUUUUGGAAGAAAAAAGUACAUUGAAUACUCUUCAGAACUACAUACAAUCAGUCAUACAUUGUAUACUAUGUUACUCCUCUGGUGUUUGAUCAUAUUUAAAGAUUUGCCAUGUACAGAAGUGGAGGAUGAUAUGUAAAUAUAUGAUAGUGUAAGGCAUUUACAAGCUGUCUGUUGCAUUCCUCAUCUGAGGUGGCGAGAAAAAGUUUUGUAUGUAUGCAGUUAUGUGUGGGAGCCUCACAAUGGGUAUUGAAUGUAACAUGCAUCAAUUAAAACUAUUAUUGACAUUUUAA